Molecule: messenger RNA, 1656 nt
Organism: Ctenocephalides felis (cat flea)
Lineage: Eukaryota; Metazoa; Arthropoda; Insecta; Siphonaptera; Pulicidae
Gene: Nfs1
Product: probable cysteine desulfurase, mitochondrial
Exons: 9
Coding region: 182-1519 (445 amino acids)
Biological process (GO): [2Fe-2S] cluster assembly
Cellular component (GO): nucleus; mitochondrion; cytosol
Molecular function (GO): pyridoxal phosphate binding; cysteine desulfurase activity
Source: RefSeq, a predicted model, not a curated record
UUGUAAUAUUAUAAAAUAAAUUAAGCUUCAAAAUUAUCGUUUUAUUUCAAUAUUAAUCAUCAUCGAUUUCCAAAUUCCAACUGACGGACUGUCAUUGUAUUACUGUCAUCUUCGAAGGACAUGUUAUUGCUCGGCGAAGUAUUUUUUUAAAUCGCAAGAAAAAUAAAUUACGAAUAAUAAAAUGGGUCGCCUGAACCUUCUGACAAUAUUUUCAUUGUCUUCUAAGAAUUAUUCGAAAUCGUGCUACGUUAGCCAACUAAGGCGUAAUUUAUCAACCGAAAAUAAAUUUAACAUAAAAACUGAAUAUGAUGGCAGACCGCUCUAUCUUGAUGCCCAAGCCACAACACCUCUGGAUCCAAGAGUUCUUGAUGCCAUGCUACCAUAUUUGACAUCAUAUUACGGUAAUCCUCAUUCGAGAACUCAUGCUUAUGGUUGGGAAAGUGAAGCGGCAGUAGAAAAAGCUAGAGAGCAAAUUGCAACAUUGAUUGGUGCCGAACCUAAAGAAAUAAUAUUUACUUCUGGUGCAACAGAAUCUAAUAAUAUAUCAAUAAAAGGUGUGGGAAGGUUCUAUGGACAAAGAAAGAAACAUAUCAUAACAACACAAACGGAACACAAAUGUGUGUUAGAUUCAUGCAGGGCUCUUGAAGGUGAAGGUUUCAAAGUUACAUACUUGCCCGUAAAAACCAAUGGAAUCAUUAAUAUGGAAGAUCUCGAUAAAGCUAUCACUCCAGAAACUUCAUUAGUUUCUAUAAUGUCUGUCAACAAUGAAAUUGGGGUAAUUCAACCUAUAGCAGAAAUUGGUGCAUUAUGCAAAUCACGUAGAGUGUUUUUUCACACUGAUGCAGCUCAAGCUGUAGGAAAAAUUCCCUUGGAUGUGAAUAAAAUGAAUAUAGAUUUGAUGUCUAUUUCUGGGCAUAAGAUUUAUGGUCCUAAAGGUGUUGGUGCAUUAUAUGUUAGAAGACGGCCCAGGGUUCGAGUCGAAGCUAUACAAAGUGGUGGAGGUCAAGAAAGAGGUUUAAGAAGUGGUACUGUUCCUACUCCAUUAGCUGUUGGAAUGGGUCAGGCCUGCGAAAUAGCUUCUAGAGAAAUGGACUAUGAUCACAAAUGGAUGGUUCAUCUUUCCACAAGAUUGAUAGAUAAAAUAUGUGGAGAAUUGCCUCAAGUGAUAAGGAAUGGUGAUCCAGAUCAAUCUUACCCUGGCUGCGUAAAUUUAUCUUUUGCAUAUGUAGAAGGAGAGAGUUUAUUAAUGGCAUUAAAAGACAUUGCUUUGUCGAGUGGUUCUGCUUGCACAUCAGCAUCUUUAGAGCCUUCUUAUGUGCUUAGAGCCAUUGGAACAGAAGAAGAUUUGGCACACAGUUCCAUAAGAUUUGGUAUCGGUCGAUUUACAACCAUAGAAGAAAUUGAUUAUACAGCUGAUAAAUGCAUUAAACAUGUACAAAGAUUGCGCGAAAUGAGUCCACUAUGGGAGAUGGUUCAAGAAGGAAUUGAUUUAAAAAACAUCCAGUGGUCACAGCAUUAAUUAUUUUUUGGAAAGAUAUUUCAUAUUUGAAUGAAGUAGUACUGUUAUAUAAUGCACAUUAUGUUAUGUACAAUAGCACUCAUUUGACCUUUUUGUUUCAAUGUGCAAAUCUUCAAAUUAAUGUGGUAUAUUAAUGG